Molecule: messenger RNA, 1116 nt
Organism: Symbiodinium sp. CCMP2592
Lineage: Eukaryota; Dinophyceae; Suessiales; Symbiodiniaceae
Source: the annotation of a GenBank genome assembly
AUGCAGCGGCCGGAGGUGCAGGCCGCCAUGCGGUCCAAGCUGAAAUACGAAAGCGCUGCAGAGGCCGCUCAGCGAACGAAGCUGGACAAGCUUGAGCGAAAGCAGCGGAGGUACGAGAUCAUGAACGAAUUGAUGAAGUGUGCAACCAACGUCAAGCAUCUGAUCUCGCCGAUGUUCCGGUAUAAGAUCACGCAGCAGUACCUAUGGAAGGUGCUUUGCGAAGCUCGCAAGGAAGGCUUGCUCUUCUGCGACAAGCUCCGGCAACCGCAAGUCUACCAUAGGCUUCAAGCCAUCAAGGCCGAAAUCACUGCUGGUCCUUAUGGCGUCGCCGGCUGGCAGGCGGAAGAAGAGGUGGAAGAGGACCUGAUGGACAAGAUGGUGGUUGAAGCCGACUGUAUUCCAGGUGGUAUUGACGGUGAGGCGCCAGACAGAAAGCAGGUUUUGGACAGGCGCGAGAUUCACGGAGUCCUUGACUUCGGGCAACGGAUCAAGUCAGAGGGGAAUGAGGCCUUCAUGAACGAGAACUGGGAAGGGGCUCUGACACGGUACUGCCAGGGAGAUGAGAUGCUAAAGAACUUCGCUGCUGAGCCGCACCUCGAAAAGGAAAACAAGGAACUGAAGACCAUGCAUCGCCAGUGCUUGAACAACAAGGCCAAUGCAGCACUGAUGGUGGAUCAGUGGCAGACGGCUUUGCGGGCGGCAGAUUCUGCCCUGAAGCUGAAGAUGGAUGACGAGAAGGCCCUGUUUCGGAAAGCGCAAGCUCUCGAGGGUCUUGGUCGAACAGAGGAGGCGCUGGGGGUGCUCGACGAAGUGGAAGAGAUCGCUGGUGACAUGGACGAGGAGUUCAGGGAACAGAUCCUGGAUGAUGUGCGCGAGCGCAAGGAGGAACUCAAAGCGAUCGAGCGCAAGGCAGCGAAGGACUUCAACAGCAUGUUCAAGGCAAUGGGUGACAAGCAGGUAUUUGGCAGUGGACGCUUCCUCGCGGAUGGCACCUCUCCGCCACCAGCGCUCACAGGCGCAGAAGAACGGAAGCUGAAGCGCAUCAAGGAGCAAGAAGAGUACAGGACGGCGAAAGCCAAAUACGAGCUGGAGCAGAGGAGGAAGGUUGAGAUCUGA